ACCCUGCUAUACCUUCUCAAAAGCUUACUUCUUCUUUCUCUUCUGUUAUUUGUUUUCAGAAUCAAACUUAAUAUAAGCAACAAAAUUAUACCAACUAAUUAACAACUCAAAGUAGAAAACAAGACAAAAGAAAUGGUGCGCAUAAGUCUAAGUAGCUUCAUAUUUAUGCUUAUGUUUACUUUGCUUGAAGCAAGAGACUCCAUUUUUAAGCAUUCUAGCUAUCAAGGGUUAGUGGAAAUGAAAGUAUCUCCACAAAGUGAGAAUGUAGCAGUAGAAGCAAAAGGCAUUCAUCCAACCAUAGUUGCCAAGGAAAUCAGGUCAAGUGAGGUUAUUACAGAGGAAGAAAGCAGCAAAAUGAAGCUAGAUAAAAGGAAAUUAGCGUCUCAAGGCAGCUUCAAGAAAGCAAAAGAGCAAGCUAAGAUGUCGAUUGACGGUACCAGUUCCAAGAUCUCAGGAAGGAACACUGAAGCAUCAAGAAGAAUACAGUAUUCAGAAGCAAAAUGUGAGGAUAAAAAUUCCAAGGGAAGUACAAAAGAGAUGAAAAACUUAAGCAAUUCCAGGAAACAAAAAGGUAAUAGAAGAAGAAUAUCAAAAGAUAACUUUCAGAAGCUUGAAUCCAAAGAUCUUGAGGCAGCUAAUGAGGUAUGGACAUUCAUGAACAGAGACUACCCCGGAAAUGGGGGCGUUCGCCAUAACCCUCCGACUAACAAUCGUUAAGUUUUGAGUUUUACAACUAAGAGUAGAAACUACUGAACUAGGAACUAUAUGAGAUAUACAUAUAUAUAGCAUAAUAUUGAGUUUAUAGCAGGCAAUUUUGAGCCAACAGAUAAAAGAGGAUGUACCAAUUUUGGUAAGCAUAGGAAAGGUACCCUCUAGUGCCUGGAAUAAGCAAUGAAGCGAACACACAAGAGUGUUCAAUUGGUUGUUAUA
Beta vulgaris subsp. vulgaris (sugar beet) is the source of this 930-nucleotide messenger RNA. RefSeq lists its product as uncharacterized. Bases 133 to 717 code for a protein of 194 amino acids. Gene Ontology annotation, molecular function: growth factor activity. The record is from RefSeq and is a predicted model, not a curated record. Gene Ontology annotation, biological process: regulation of root meristem growth. NCBI's taxonomy places the organism in Eukaryota, Viridiplantae, Streptophyta, Magnoliopsida, Caryophyllales, Amaranthaceae. The transcript is spliced from 5 exons.